GUCACGUGUCGUGACGUCACGGCGCGUCCGCCAGCUGAGCGCUCGCCCGGAAGUGAUGCGGCGGAGGCAGAGCCGGCCGGAGCCGCCGAGCAUUACAUGUGGAACCCAGGGAGACUGAAGGAAGCUGUGAAGCUAAUGGAAUGAUUCCCUGUGUAGCUGAAACUACGAGUAGGAUUGUGCUCUGAAAAUCUCGGCAGGGAGGAGGAAGGAAGAACUUACUGCAGGGAAGAGCAGUGCUGGCAGUGCCCAGGCAGGAACUGUUCAGGUGCAGCGCUGGGCUCCUGGUUAGCUGAGUGCUGCUAAUGGCAUGGUGAGAUGUGUUGAAGAGCAGCUGCGAGGGUGUCCAAGGGCAGGGGGACUGCGCUAGGAGCUGGUGUGCAACAUCAUGGGCCAGUGCGUCACCAAGUGCAAGAAUCCUUCUUCCACCCUGGGCAGCAAAAAUGGGGAAAGGGAAUCCGGCAGCAAGUCCCACAAGAGAAGUGCAGUCCACAAAGAUGACCAUGGCUCAGCUUGUGGGAAGGCUUCAGGAGACAUCCUUGUGAAUGGGACAAAGAAAACGGACACUGCUUUAGAGUCCAGUCAGCCCCCGACGUUUUCUGGAGAUACAAAGAAAGACUCUGUUUGCAGCGCAGAAGAAUCUUCGCUUCAAAGGAUCGGGGAGUUGUUUAGGAGGUACAAGGAUGAACGGGAAGAUGCCAUACUGGAAGAAGGGAUGGAACGAUUUUGCAAUGACCUCUGUGUUGAUCCCACUGAAUUUAAAGUACUAGUUUUGGCUUGGAAAUUCCAGGCUGCUACCAUGUGCAAAUUUACAAGGAAGGAGUUUUUUGAAGGCUGCAAAGCAAUAAACGCAGACAGCAUUGAUGGCAUUUGUGCAAGGUUCCCCAGCCUCCUAAACGAAGCCAAGCAGGAAGAUAAAUUCAAGGAUCUCUACCGUUUCACCUUCCAGUUUGGCCUGGACUCUGAGGAAGGACAGAGGUCGCUACAUCGGGAAAUAGCCAUUGCCCUUUGGAAAUUAGUCUUCACCCAAAACAAGCCCCCUAUUUUGGACCAGUGGUUACACUUCCUCAUCAAGAACCCCUCAGGAAUCAAGGGAAUCUCCCGGGACACGUGGAACAUGUUUCUAAAUUUUACUCAGGUGAUUGGACCGGACCUUAGCAAUUACAGCGAGGACGAGGCCUGGCCGAGUCUCUUCGAUACCUUUGUGGAGUGGGAAAUGGAGCGAAGGAAAAAGGAAGAGGAAACCAAAUGUGUUACAUCUUUGGACACAGAGGGCCUGUGUGAGGAACAGACUUAGCGGUGUCCAAGCAGCAGUGACGAAAGCAACUUGUUGCCCUUCACAAAAUGUAAACUCUGGAUGUUUCUGGAAAUUACCGAGGCUCCAGAUUUUUCUACUUUACACCUUUUUCUGCCUUGUCUUUGAAAGGGCUCUAAAAUGCUGUAUCAUUUUUAGGCACUUUCUUAAUUUUGGUUAUUCCUUUUACUCUUGCCCUGAAAUAUUUGACCCUGGCUACAAGUUAAGCGUUUUUGGGGGUUGUUUUUUUUUAAGACUUCAGAUUAGUAUAAGUAAGUCUGAUAUUUCUUGCACAAUGUAGAUCUUUUUAGUUAGGUUAAAUUAACAUUGCUAAGUUAUACAGUGCCAGAUUAAGUUUUUCAUACUACAUCUGUCAGGGCAGGUCUGUACUGUGUGUAGUGCUGUUUACAUUGUUGAAAUUUUAGGCUAUAAUAAUUUUAAGGUUUUGUACCAAGAUGAACAGCAGUGUUAACUAUAAAUGCAUUAAUCCCAGGUAAUAAGGCUCUAAAAACCAACAUAAGCAACAGCUUUUUGUAAUAUGGCUAAUUCUCAUUUUGAGCUAACUCUUAGUGAAUGAGUCCAGAUCAUUCCUUUUUUUUGGACUUUCAAACUAAAUGUUGGGAUUGUUUUAUAAAAUUACUGUACCUGUCAGUCAACUGAGUGGUAGAUGAUGAUUUGUAUCUAAAUCUCUUUACACGUUCAUGUAAUAAAAGAGCAGUACUACCUCAGUUUUAUUGAAAGUGGACUUGUUGAUGGACUUCCAUUUUCUCUGGAAGUUGUAUUUUUGUGGUUACAUGAGAAUAUUUUUACUUGACUAAAAGAACCAAAGGUUCUGCUUCUUACGUUUGCUAAACAUUGACAGAAGCAACACACAAAUCCUAAGUCUUCAAGGAAAACUGUGGUAUAAUUCUGCUUUAAUUUGUUUGAUUUAUACCUAAAGUAUUACCUUACUUGUCUGGCAAGCACAGUACUUCUAUGUAAGGAACUAUCUUUUGCAUUAAUAUUGACGAACCAAUUUUUUAAAACCUAUGUUUAAUUGCUAAAUUGCAGUUAAUACUCCACACUUUCUGGAGAAACAAUAUCGGCAUCUGAUGACAAAGUGAAUUCUUAAUGUGUUCUUAAUGACAACAGUGUAGAUGAGUCAUUUUUAGACUGAUUUGAUAAUAUUUGGAUAGGAGUCAAUUUAUUAUUUUACAAUGCCUGUAUUGGGACUAUUUGCCUGUUGAAAUUGUUGUGACUUAAAGGGAGUUUUAUUAACACUGGUUGAAACUUUUUUGGUUAUUGAUGCUACCUUUUUCAAUUUUAGUAUGUCAACUUUUUUACACCUUUUGGUAAAAGGAAUGAUUGCCAAGGCUUUCUCUAUAGCCAAAUGCUGGCUUAGUUAAUUUGAUAAACUUCCGUUACACACCUUUUAUUUUCAGAGCUGCAUUUCAGGAUCAUAAAAUGACUUCAUCUGAAAAAACCAAACCAAAAAAAAAAAAAAAAAGCCUGGACAUUCAUCCAUAGCAUCCAAUGGCUUUUGUGCUAUUAUAAGGGUUUUAAAGCUGAAGGGAAACAGGUUUUAACUGGUGAGCUUGUCACCAGAUGCAGGAUGUCGUGCUUUGCACAUGUGCUGUGCCCCAGAGGGGUUAACAGAGAGAGGAGCAGGAUCUGCCCCAAUUCUGGGACUGGCUUUGCUGGUGUGCAGCCUCUGCAAUAGCUUGGCUCUGAGGUCAUAAAUCACUAACAAAAUGUGGGUAAUGGAAACUGUUUAAAAACAAACCCACAAGCCACAGAUAGCAUCUCUUUCAUCUAAUUAAAGGAGAGUUUGGUCCAUGCUGCUCUUGCUGGGAGACAAGCUGUGGAAAACAAAUGUGUUUGUUUUAGAUGCAGCUGAGUCUGUCCCUUGGCAGGAGCAGAGCCCUGAAGUUGCUGUUUCAUGGGUAAAUGUGCCCAAAGCUUUGUCCUUGCUACUCUAACUUUCCAACCUACUGUGGCACGAGCACUGUUUGGCAGCAAAACCUGAUUCUGGUUUGGUGAGCAAAGCAGGCCAAAGCACUUGUGCUGGUGUUGAAUUUAUGGCAAGACUUUUGUUGGUGCUGUUACUUUUUAAAAACUAAAAUAAAUUCCCCAACAGAGGCUGCUUUGUUAGGAAAAGUUCCAAAUGAAGACUGUAUUUCUAAGUUUGAGACGCUUCAUUCAUUCAGCUAUUAAAUGCUUUGUUCAUCACUUAAGUUUUUUUUUUUCCUAAAGGAAAAUUAAAAUGUCCAGAGUGUGAA
Pipra filicauda (Wire-tailed manakin) is the source of this 3549-nucleotide messenger RNA. It is a transcript of the gene DCUN1D3, whose product is annotated as defective in cullin neddylation 1 domain containing 3. The record is from RefSeq and is a predicted model, not a curated record. The transcript is spliced from 5 exons. Gene Ontology annotation, cellular component: ubiquitin ligase complex. Bases 386 to 1294 code for a protein of 302 amino acids. Lineage: Eukaryota; Metazoa; Chordata; Aves; Passeriformes; Pipridae. Gene Ontology annotation, molecular function: ubiquitin conjugating enzyme binding; cullin family protein binding; ubiquitin-like protein binding. Gene Ontology annotation, biological process: positive regulation of ubiquitin-protein transferase activity; protein neddylation.